Molecule: messenger RNA, 1704 nt
Organism: Notothenia coriiceps (black rockcod)
Lineage: Eukaryota; Metazoa; Chordata; Actinopteri; Perciformes; Nototheniidae
Product: LIM domain only protein 7-like
Exons: 6
Coding region: 143-1045 (300 amino acids)
Biological process (GO): regulation of signaling; regulation of cell adhesion
Source: RefSeq, a predicted model, not a curated record
CAUGAGACCAGGAAUAUAAGAACUUUCAAAUGUGUUUCUCUUGAUGCUGGUUUUUAUAAAAAGGACUCAAUGUAUGCAUGUUGUUGCACAUACGUGUACAUAUUAUACAGUAUGUGGGCUGUAAUCUGCUGUAGGUGUUUAUAUGCAGCGGGGGGGCAUGGCUCACUGGUUGCUGGAAGAGCAGGCGAGGAAUGCGAGUCAACAGGCCCAGAGUCAGCGGGCUGCGUCAGAGCUGGAGAAGGAGAGGAGAAACAUCCUCAAUGCCAUGAGAUACAGAGACCCGGAGAAAGUGACAGGUCUGGGUGCAGUGACAGGCGGUGUUGUGGGGGACAGGAUGGGAAAGCAGUCCCAGUCCCAUGCGGAGCUGGAGCGCCAGCAGAUCCUGAACGAGAUGAAGAAGAAGACUCCGAUGCUGAGGGACAAAAGCUGGAUCCGCCAGGACUCAGCCGCCAUCGGCACCACCCAGGAGUCCCACGCACCCUCAAUGCGCAGAGGUGAGUCUCUUGACAACUUGGACACCUCCUACAACUCCUGGCGCUCCUCAUGGACCCCCAGAAGCACCCCCCACAUCCCAAACUACUCUGCGCCGUACUCUGGGGGCCCUUCCCUUUAUGGUGGUGGUCUUGGGGCCCAGCGUCCUGUCUCCUCCACCCUGCCUUCCUCCUACUCCAUGGGCUCCCUCCGAGGCGGGGCAGGUCCCCCCUCGUCCCCUUGGUCCCGGCAGUCUUCUUCCCCCUCUCCUUCCUCUCCGUCACCUGCCACUUCUCCAGAGCCCACGUCAGAGGCAGGCGCCUCUCAGCAGCGCAGCAGGUCAGUGAGUGGCAAGAAAAUCUGUACGUUCUGUGACACCCCGCUGGGAAAGGGAGCAGCCAUGAUCAUCGAGUCCCUCGGGCUCUGUUAUCAUUUGACCUGUUUUAAGUGCAUCGACUGUAAGUCUGAACUCGGGGGAUCGGAGGCUGGGGCUGAAGUCAGAAUACGAAACAAACAGCUCCACUGUAACUCCUGCUACAUCCGGUAUAAAGUUGGCCAGCCAACCUCUAUGUGACGUGACUGUCCUCCAGCAGAUCGAUGAAGAGACUACUUGUGACAACAACCCUUGAACAUUUAAGUGAACGUUGAAGCCAUUGCAAAUAGCUGGGACACUUGGUAUGGACAUGUUUCCAUUAAUGAAAAUCUCAGUUGCCUCGCUGAUGAGAAUUAUAUUCGUGUGUGAUUGAGAGGGUAAGCUUGCAAAGAAGUUAUCUACUUUAAUGUUUAUAUCAUAUUAAGUAUUACACUAUGAAAGGGUUCUGCAUGCGCCAGAGUUAUUAAAUGUUUAAGCCACAAACAAAACUAGUCAAUACGUUAAAUUGUAAGAUUGUUUAUGAUGUUUGUUAUGACCUUCGCUUAUAAAGAUAUUAGAGAUCUUGAGAGAGUUUUAAAGGUUUCAAUCUCCUCUUACACAUGCUUUUAUUUCCGCUCAGUCUUGUGGUAUUAACAUGUUUGUUUGUUUUGUUUGUAACAGGGAAAAGUAAUUAAGAUUACUCUAUUAGCAUUCUUGCAAAACCUAUUUAAAACCGUCUGCUUGGAUAGCACUUGUCUGGAGUUUUCACUGAUAGAUAGAGGAUUGUACACACAAGCAGGUUUUCGUGUAAAGAAUAUAUAAUACUGAAUGGCAUUGAGGCAAAACGUAACAUUUGUAAAUAAAAUGACUAUAUGCUCAUC